Molecule: messenger RNA, 1482 nt
Organism: Colletotrichum karsti
Lineage: Eukaryota; Fungi; Ascomycota; Sordariomycetes; Glomerellales; Glomerellaceae
Exons: 1
Coding region: 1-1482 (493 amino acids)
Source: RefSeq, a predicted model, not a curated record
AUGAGAGAGACUCUCCUCAGGAGAUACAGCCGAGGCAAGAUCAUAGAUCUCUGGCCCUAUCCCAAUCCCCGACCACCAUACGGCAGUCCCAACUUUCCGCGUCUGGAGCCCAGCUCAUACGAUGCUGAGCCGGAGCUUAAUGAUGAGUUUCGAAUCAUCGUCCAGGUCGAGGACCACAUCGCAGUCGCCGCUGACCGCGGGAGCCAAAUCGUACUGGCCAGAGUCGUGCACCUGGGAAAACGUCGCCAUCCCGACAUGAGAUGCGAGGGAAUGCCGUUGCCGUCCCGCCCGAAGCCCGAUUACCCAGUCCAUACGGACGAUCUCAUCGCCCUCAACUUUUUCGACCACGCCUUCUUCAAAGGCUCGCCAUCGAUGUCACCCGCUCAGAGGGCCGAUUCCUGCUUCGCCCGCCAAGCCUACCCGCUCAGAUACCUGUACGAAGCCGGAGGGAAGAGAUCGCCCCCGGGCCACAAAGGCGACUUCGAGAAGCUCACGGGUGGUCGCUGCAUCGUUCCCGAGUUCUACGGCACGUGGGCCACCUUUGUCGACGACGGGGCUGGCCAGCGGAGAUUCGUCUCCGUCGUUGCUACCGAGUACAUCCAGGGCAAGUCCAUCGCCGACAUGUGCGAUGAGCUUUCCUAUGUCUCAGACAAUUACCUGAUUCCUCGCCCGCGAGCUUUCUUCCCGAGAUUUCGAAGCGAUGAAGCUGCGACACUGCGCCUGCACGAGGGUACACGGCUGGCCAUCCUGCAGGACGUCAUCCGUCAACUGGCUAAUCACAUUCAUCUGGGCGUCAAAUACAACAACAUGCCUCUCAGCGCCUCCGACAUUGUCGUCACCAUGUACGACAAGAACGGACAACUUCUGGACAAACCCCGCGCCGUGCUGUUCAAGCUCACCAACUACGAGGUAUGGGAGACGACGCAAGACCACCUGGACUCGCUAGAAAAGUUCGGUAUUGAUAGCCCCAACCACGGCCGCGACACCCUGGAGAUCACGUCUCGGCCGAUACACCCGUACGAAAUGUUCUGCGCCUAUUCGGUAGUUGAGCUUGCUGGGUGGUUUCCCAGCUUGUGGAUGGAGAAUCCCUAUAUGUUCGACGCUUGGCUUCUCAAGGUGUUCGGGGCCUUCGAAUACGGCGAUCACCGCAAUAGCUCUGGGAAGUACUCGACCUUUGCGGAGCUGGACAGCAUCGAAGACCCGGCGAUGGGCGAGUACGCAGUGCAGGAAGAGAAAGAGAGAAAGGAGCGCUUCAGCAAGGCUAUCGCUUGCUUCAAGAAGUGGACGGCCACCCAGGCUUGGCCUCCGUUCAUCAAACCCGCCGAUAUCGUUGCCAUCCCGCUCAGGUGCCGCGAAAAGGUUGAGGAGCGUCGCGUCCCAGCUUGGAAAUUUCCUGCGGCCGCGUCUGCGUCCGUUGCUCUCCAGCCUGCCGUCGCUCUCGCGGUGCGUCCUACAACGAUGCUUGAAGAUAGAAUCCGGUGA